Messenger RNA from Acanthoscelides obtectus, 7297 nucleotides. Lineage: Eukaryota; Metazoa; Arthropoda; Insecta; Coleoptera; Chrysomelidae. The record is from the annotation of a GenBank genome assembly.
GGUUAUGAUCUCGGAGACAAAAAGCAAACAUAUUCUAUUCAUGUGUGUAUAUAUGUAUAAGGGCCGGUUGCAUAAAAGUAAAACUGAACCGCCGCGCCGAUUUUCCAACCGAAGUUGAAAUUCAACUGUCGGUUGAAGACAAUUGUGUUUACGAUCCUACUUUUAAGUACUUAGUAUCCCCUGAGUGCAAUAGGACGCGUAUAUGUAGUGGAUGUUCUUGUUUGGUGUUAUAGAAGCCAGCAUUGUUUCUCCUGAGUGCAAUAGGACGCGUAUAUGUAGUGGAUGUUCUUGUUUGGUGUUAUAGAAGCCAGCAUUGUUUCUCAGAGAUGCCAGUGUAGUUUCCUGUCGCCCCUAAAACAACUGUUGGUACUUUUGAACUAUGAUAAAAUCAUACCUGAAAAACUGGGAAUCCAAAUUUAGGCAAUUAAGUAUUAAACCUUUACCUCAAAAAAAAUGUUUAGUUACGCUCAAAAUGAUCUGAAACUUUUUUGUUCGUUGCUUCUACUACUUCGCCCCUCAACGGAUAUUCAUUAAAAAAUGACGUAUUAGCAUUCAGUAGGAUAGAAUCCAACAUUGAACAAAAUAUUUUCCUCAUUAACAAGAAUAUUCUGCUAUCACCGUUGUGUUUGUUCAGUGUGAUUUAGUGUAAAUUGAUGAAUAACAAAUUAUUGUUGUCGACGUAUUACAUUUUAUUAUUGAAUGUUGUAAUAAUUUAUAGCUUUGCUAUUUUGUAGUUGAGGUUAUAUUCGAUCCAACCGGUCCUCACAGCUUUUGAUGCUUUCUUAUCAUUUUGUUUGUGGAAUUUCCCUGAAUGCAUCCAGUGUCAACCGAUUUUCGCAUGUAGAUAUGAUUCGUUGAACAAAAAAGAGGUAAGUUUCAGAAUUUCUAUUUCUUAUACUUACAAUUUACAUCAUGUUCGUGUAGUCUGGAAGAUGCUAUCAAGUGUGAGCCUGUACAAUGUUCCCCCUAAUGAUAAAGGUAUCCAGUUAUCUCAGUUAGAAACUAUUAUCAACGAUCGCAUGCAGCUAUACCAAAUUCUCGAGAUGGCAAGCAUUAGGAAGGGUGGUUUACCGUGGGAGCAAUAUAUCAUGCAGCAAAUAAGACAUUACAAACUACAAAACUACAUUGAUCUUCUGGAAGACUGCAUCAUUUUUGUAGAUAAAGUCCAGACAUGUUGGAGGGAUGAAAUGGCUCAUUGGAUAUUGUUGUUGUGUGAGUUGAACAUUUCCAUUUGUUUUUAGUAAAAUUGUAGAGGUGAUUGAACUUCUGGAUAAUAUUACUAAUUAUCUUUCCUGUAAACCUACUUGGUUUACAGUUGGAAACAGCACAAGUCGUGGGUAAUUAUGGGAGCAUUCAGCUAAUUUAAUCUAUCUAGGAGUACAGCAGUUUCAUGACAAAUAGCAGUACCUGUGGAAUACUUUUGACAAUUACAACAUUAAUCAUCAUUCUAUAAUACUGGACAGCCAAGUGAAAACUACUAUCAAACAGACAACAUUAUCCUACGACAUACAAUUUGUAGGGCACGCUUAGAUCUACAGCUAGGUAUAGGUAGCAGGUUGCAGGUAUCUGAAGAGGUACCUCAAGAAGUUGAGGCAGUCUGCCACCGCUUAGCUUCUAGAUAUUAUAAGAAAAACUAGUUUUUUGAUUUUAUCAGAGUCUGCAUAGCCUAUUAGAGGUAGGCUGGUCCAUAUAGAGGUAGAGUGUCCCCUGUAGUAGAGUGGGUCCUUUUGUAAGACCAGAUUUACAAAAUUACAAGAUUUAUAUUGGGAACAGCACCAUUGCUUGCCAAAACAUUGUAUUGGGAUGAAGUCUAAAUGUGGAUUAUAAAUCUUCCCACUGUCUGGAAUUCUGAACCAUCAUUUUUUUCCAGUUUUCUGUCAAUCUCAGGAGCUGAGGGAGCUCUUCAUCAAAAGAGAAACAGAAUGGUUAGUACUGAGGUACAAGAAUGCUUCUGCUGAAGAUCUUAACUUGUUCUUGGAAGAGAACCAUUUUGAUUUUCCAGAGGUUUCUCAGGCAGAGAAAAAACAAUUCGAGAAAGAAUUUGCAUCAUGCAACUAUAAAAGAUCUAGAUUGGCUGGGAAUUUCCACAAGACACACUGGAGCAAUGUACAAAAACUGGUAACACUUAGAAAAGUGUUCUUACACAAAGGGAUGGCUUACUUCCCAAAGGAGCUUUUAGUAUAUGCUGUGCAGCAACACUUUCAGGAACGACUAAAUAAAAAACUGACGUGGGCAAGACGCGUGGGAAUUCGAGAUGAACGAAUUUACCACCUGAAGCCCAUCAUGCCGGUGGUAACCUCAAAGAGCUUUAAUAUCCCUAUUGAAGUGACUACGGACAACGUGGAUACGGUGGCUGAACAGCACUACCCCCUCUGUAUGCUCCAUCUGCAUAAUUAUCUCAGGCGGAAUCACCAUCUCAAAUAUGAUUGCAAGAUGCAGCUAGGCAUUUUCCUCAAGUGGGUUGGCAUGCCGUAUGAGGAUAUGCUCGUUUUCUGGAAGGAAGAGUUCACUCAGGUAAUGACUGAAGAAAAAUACGAGAAGGAGUACGUGUACCUAUUCAAGCACCAAUAUGGUAAAGUUGGCAGCAAACUUCAAUAUAAACCAUACACAUGCGAAAGGAUACAAAGUUUCACCCCGGCCGUGAAUCAAGAACACGGCUGUCCGUUCAAGCACUGGGACCAAUCUUCACUGAGCGCCAAGCUGGAAGAAGAAUUAGGCGGCGACUACGAACAAUUGCAGGAUAUAGAGGACCUGGUGCGUGAAAAGCACUACGUGGGGGCAUGCAACAAGUACCUCUGUUACAAGAAUCCCGCCGCUUCGAGUUCAGAACCCAUCGCAAGUCCGAAUGAGUAUGUGCAGAAGAGUAUGCUUAGCGACUUGUACGGCGUGAAUGAAGUAAAAGACUGCCUUGAUACGCUGCUUGACACUUUGUGAGUUAUAUUCGAAAAGGAACGGCGAGAGAAAAAUGCGAAUACUUAUUGUUGCCGUGGGAUGCUUAGGGAUUAUGGCGACAAAAACCUUUCAUGUGAAUUUAAAUGUUUGUAUGUAUUUGUUUACAUGUGUCCAGUUUACCGCGACUAAUGCAGUGACCGAGUUUGUUAGAAAGCGUUAUACCAAACCAGAAAGACGUCAAGACAAGCCAUUCUGGGGUAUUUUUUUAAAAUGUACUCUUUAUUUUUUUGCAGUUUUCGAGCUGGUGUUAAAAGAAUACCGCACAAAACAUGAGUAAGGGGGUACAUGUGCAGGGAUGCUGAUUACUUACUUUUCUCACUUUUUUCGAUCCAUCUCACUUUUACUUACUUUUCAUUGAAAAUAUUCACUUUUCUCGCUAUUUUCGCUCUCGCGUACAUAUAGUUUAUGGAUGUUUUCUAAGAAGCUGUCCUUCUCUCAAGCCCCACGAAAUUAAAUGCAGAGUUUUUUUUUAUAAAAAAGUUGUUCAUGUACAGGUUUCUACUGAGAAAUUACUGGAUUAGUUUUAAAUCUAUGUUGAAUUUAAACCCAACAUUGCACAUUAGACGUCUCCUUGAAAAUUCGAGGUCGUAUAGCCAUUUUAUACUACAAUGUGUAGGUUGGCUCUUGUUGUGGACUUCGUGUGUCGUUUUUUUGUUCCCUCCAACUUCGUUUCCUCAGGUUACACCCGUAUCCGGAUGUGUGGGCAUGUGUAUCUACUUUUGUAGUUUCAUAUGUGCAUUCAUUUCGGGCCUGAUGAAGCCAACCAGCAGAAAUACGUAUCGCUCGGGUUACCUAUCCUAUUUUCUGCUCGAAUCCACUUUCCUCCUUUUUGCGGAUUUUGCCCAUUAUUUUCCUACUUGUUGUUAUAUACUUUUCUCCACAUGAUCAUAUUCUCUUUGUAGAUCCUUUGGGUUUGAAGUACCACAGCAAGUGGCUAUAACCGGCCGCGUGGUGGUGGUUAGACGUCUCCUUGAAAAUUCGAGGUCGUAUAGCCAUUUUAUACUACAAUGUGUAGGUUGGCUCUUGUUGUGGACUUCGUGUGUCGUUUUUUUUCCCUCCAACUUCGUUUCCUCAGGUUACACCCGUAUCCGGAUGUGUGGGCAUGUGUAUCUACUUUUGUAGUUUCAUAUGUGCAUUCAUUUCGGGCCUGAUGAAGCCAACCAGCAGAAAUACGUAUCGCUCGGGUUACCUAUCCUAUUUUCUGCUCGAAUCCACUUUCCUCCUUUUUGCGGAUUUUGCCCAUUAUUUUCCUACUUGUUGUUAUAUACUUUUCUCCACAUGAUCAUAUUCUCUUUGUAGAUCCUUUGGGCUUGAAGUACCACAGCAAGUGGCUAUAACCGGCCGCGUGGUGGUGGUUAGACGUCUCCUUGAAAAUUCGAGGUCGUAUAGCCAUUUUAUACUGCAAUGUGUAGGUUGGCUCUUGUUGUGGACUUCGUGUGUCGUUUUUUUUUUCCUCCAACUUCGUUUCCUCAGGUUACACCCGUAUCCGGAUGUGUGGGCAUGUGUAUCUACUUUUGUUGUUUCAUAUGUGCAUUCAUUUCGGGCCUGAUGAAGCCAACCAGCAGAAAUACGUAUCGCUCGGGUUACCUAUCCUAUUUUCUGCUCGAAUCCACUUUCCUCCUUUUUGCGGAGUUUGCCCAUUAUUUUCCUACUUGUUGUUAUAUACUUUUCUCCGCAUGAUCAUAUUCUCUUUGUAGAUCCUUUGGGCUUGAAGUACCACAGCAAGUGGGUAUAACCGGCCGCGUGGUGGUGGUUAGACGUCUCCUUGAAAAUUCGAGGUCGUAUAGCCAUUUUAUACUACAAUGUGUAGGUUGGCUCUUGUUGUGGACUUCGUGUGUCGUUUUUUUUUUCCCUCCAACUUCGUUUCCUCAGGUUACACCCGUAUCCGGAUGUGUGGGCAUGUGUAUCUACUUUUGUAGUUUCAUAUGUGCAUUCAUUUCGGGCCUGAUGAAGCCAACCAGCAGAAAUACGUAUCGCUCGGGUUACCUAUCCUAUUUUCUGCUCGAAUCCACUUUCCUCCUUUUUGCGGAUUUUGCCCAUUAUUUUCCUACUUGUUCUUAUAUAUAUAUAUAUAUAUAUAUAUAUAACUUGUUGUUAUAUAUAUAUACUGGGUUUCAAUACAAUAUAAAGUCGUUUUAGCCUUACAUUCCAGAAAAGCUGUUUCUACGAAAAGUGUAGAUAAUGUCACUUUUGUGUUGAAAAAGAGAUAGAACUAUAUAUGUGCUUCUCAAUUUAAAGAUUAUCAUUGUAUGUUAUACAAGUAGAUCACCUUCAAAGGAUAUUAAAGUGUUCUACGAUAAAUUGGGUCAAGAUAUACAUUCUGUUUAUCAGCCAUACCAUCACAUAAUUUUAUGCGGCGAUUUCAAUAUAGAUUAUUACAAUCAAGGUACUGAAUCUGGAAACCCGAAUAGUGUCCUCAGUGAAUUCAAUUUAUCUCCAUCAGUGAGAUGACCGACAAGAAUAGAAUGUAGUUCAGUCACCACUAUUGAUACAUUAACAAAUUUUGAGGAUAGUGGUACUUCCUGCGCUUUAGUGAAUAAUGUGUCAGACCACAGGACAAUCUUCUUCGAAUUUCAUGAAAACAUCUCAACAAAAAACAAACCUAAUAAUAAAAGGUGCUAUAAUGAAGACACAAUAAACAAAUUUAUAUCAGAUCUACUAUAUGUGCUGAAGAUUGGUGUCCACUAUAUAACAUGAAUGAUGUUAGCCACGCCUUUGGAAAUUUUUUGAGGUAUUUAACUAACAAAUGAAUUUUCAACGGCGAAUGCAUACGAUUUCAACCACAAGUAAAUUAUGGGUGAACGAAGAAAUCGUGCAUACAUACUAUUCACAACUUGAAGGAAUUUUAUUAUUUAACAACAGUAGUUCCAGAAUGUAAGUAUCAGUAUAUUAUUGAAAAAAAGAAACAACACAAGAAAUUAAUAGAAUAGAUAAAUGAAAGUAUUAACAGAAAAAAAAAUGAUUCCAGCAACAAAACUAAAGCUGUCUGGAAGACUGUAUCUGAACUGACCGGAAAUAAUACAAAAAGUUAAAAAUGCACCUCGUCAAAAAUAUUCCAACAAAUUCCAUUCAUAAAAAAGUAUUCUACUGAAACAGCAAUUCAAAUGGUAUCAGAAGAAUGUGUACAGUAACAUUGUUCUUAGAUUUCAAGAGAGCAUUUGAGACUGUUGAGAGGGAGAAAUUGUUAACGAAAUUGCAUUGCUAUGGAUUUCAAGGUUCAGUAUUCAACUUACUACAAAAUUAUUUAAUCAAUAGAAGUCAAAGAACUAAAAUUGACAAUACAUUAUCAAACAUUAAAAACAUUUCGGUAGGUCUGCCACAGGGCAGCAAAUUAGGUCCAUUACUAUUUAUUUGAUAUACAGGGUGACUUUGAAGUUGAGUCAUUAAUUUUCAGAUAAUGAUUGUAGAAGGAAGAUAAACCAAAAUAUGUGUGUAAAAAUAAAAAAAAAAUGUUACCUUGUUUAAUAAAGUAUCCUCCCGACAAGUAUUUCAGUGCGGACCUGUAUUUGAUCGUGCGGUCUUGGAGCAGCAUGCCCUCACCUGUGAGGUCUUAAGUCACCUGAUUCACGAGCCCUUUGCACUACAUUAACAAAGGCACGAGGGGUUGGUUGCACUCGAUUGGGAAACCGAUUCGCAUAAAUCCGUGAUGCAUCCGGGAGCAUUUUGUAAAGACUGCCCCCCCGUAAAUAAGAAUCAUGUCCACAAGUUCAGCAUUUUCGUAAACAUGUGCCAUUUUUGAUUUCGUUUGAGCCACGCAACACACUACUAUUCACUCAGGAUUUAUCGACUGACGAAAAACAUCGUGAUAAACGUUUCAAAUUCUUUCGCUUUUUUGUUUCCGAUGCGAUGAACCGGAUUAUAUCCGUUGUCGCCAAACACGAGCAUAUAAUAGGCAGGGCGGUACUCAAACUUCCAAAGGGCUAUAACUUUGUUACUUUAAUUUUACCAGAAAAAUGGUAAAGGAAAAAACAUUUCUUUUGAUCAGAUCUACUCACUGUUAAAAUAAAUGACUCAACUUCGAAGUGUAAUGAGUAAUGAGUAAUGAUAUUCCUGAUAUUUUGCAAUACUGCAAAAGUCAACUAUUAUAUAUAUAUAUAUAUAUAUAUAUAUAUAUCAAAUAAAGGCAUUGAAACUGCAAUAGAGCUGUUAAAUAAUGAUAUGAAAAACGUAAUAAACUGGUUAAAUGUAAAUAAACUUAAACUAAACACAAACAAAACAAAAUAUACGCUAAUAGGAAAAUCUUUAGAUCAAAAUACGAUAAAUCUUACAAUUAAUCAUGAAAAAAUUGUGUCAAUCGAAUCAUUUAAAUAUUUGGGCAUAUACGUAGACAGUAAAUUAAAAUUUG